AUUAAAGAGCAUGUAGAAAUCCUUUUGAAUCGCACAGGUCGAAGCUUAGCCAAUAUAAAAGCCAUUUUGGAAGAGUAUUAUAAUUACAUGGGCGAUGGAGGUCAGGAUGAGGCCGAAAAUCCUGUAAAAACCGAUGAUUCGAUGGAAAUAGAUAACGAAAAAUCUAUUACAACGACGAUAACUUCUAAGGAAAGAGCUCGAAGAGAAAAAGAAAUUGUCGAAACAUUGUUAGGCAUUUUAUAG
Molecule: messenger RNA, 243 nt
Organism: Acaulospora morrowiae
Lineage: Eukaryota; Fungi; Glomeromycota; Glomeromycetes; Diversisporales; Acaulosporaceae
Source: the annotation of a GenBank genome assembly